UUAAGGUGGAGCCAAGGCUGCCAUGUUGGAUUGUACAAAUGAUUGGCUACAUAUUUUUAUUUCUUUUUAGCUACACUAAAACUGAAAUUCAGUUACAUUUGAAUACGUAUUCAUACAUAUUUUUCUCUAUUCUAUCGUUAUACGUCUUACUUUUUCGUGCGUGUAUAAACUUGUAAAACGGGUAGGAAAGGGGGAUCUGGCAACCCGAUCCCAUCUGUCAUUGGGCAGUACGAGUUCAUGAGAUUCGAGUUUGAAAGGAAAGAAGCUGUAACUGUACAUAAUAAAUAUAGAGUACGUACAAACGCAAUUUGCGACAUGGGCUCGGGGGAAAGUAGGACGAGGAAAGUGUCUUUUGGUGUGGACGACGAGGACAGAGUCAGGAUUCUUCGCGGAGUCAAGCUUUCAGAAGAUGUUCUCCAGAGGAUGAGGGGUGUGGCCAACAUUCCUCCACAGUGUACACAGAGAGAGACAGGUGCCUUUUUAAGUGCCAACUCCAGCAGCCGACCCCAACAGAACCCACAGCACCAGACCCAGUCAAGCACCCAGCUCAACAGGAACAAAACAACUACUAAAGUUACGGAAGAUGCGCAGAAGACUGGUGAUUGCCAGCACAGCAUACUGAGGGAGGAGUUGGACCAGGAAAGAGAGGCAGAGAAAGGGAAGGAGGAGAUGAUUAAGGCAUUGAGUCGGGACAGACAACAGGCACGCCAGAAGGCUGAGGAGGCCAAACAGUUGACUCAAGAGCUUCAAAAGAAAGACUUGAGACUGAAAGCGCUGGAUGCUUUCUAUAAGGAGCAGGUGGCACUACUGGAGAAGAGGAAUUUUGAACUGUAUGAACAGAGCAAGGAAAAAUUCCACCAAGCUGCAUCCAAUACAGAAUCAAACGUGAGGUCUCGGAGUACCAGUGCCGUAUGUCCUGGCCUGCAGGCGCAGAUUUUAGCAUGCUACAAGGUGAAUGGGCAGCAGACCUUAAGAUGUUCAGACCUGGCCAAAGAAUACAUGCAAUGCAUCAAUGCGGCAAAGAGGAACUACCUGGUCAACCAUGGAUGAAGAAGGCGAAUAGAAGCUUUUCUGACAGACUUUGACUAUACCUCUAAGAGUGUCACCUUGUAUCACAAGCUGGUGUUGAAUUAUGGGAGGUUUAAGUUCCUUUUAGCAUGGCUUGUUGUUUAUUGUUCUAUAAUACUACUUAUCUCCCGUACCAUCCAUUGAAAUUGGGCUAUAAGUGUGCACUGCUCCAUUUCACACAGGACGAAAAAAAGAGUCAAUCAUGGCUUUGCAGUCAUAGUCAAGAGACUUCCAAUGCAAUCUUUUAUGAGAUCAUUACAAGCUGUUUGCUCAAUUAAUAGGGUUAAGAUGCAUUCAGGACUCUUUCUUGCACACAUGAACAUCAACUUCAAUUUACGUCCAUAUUUCCGCUGGUUGUGUAGCGGUUUAAAAAAAAAAAAUGCUUUGAAGACUGUAUUCAUUAUUAUUCGGAUGGGUCGCUUUCUAUUUCAUGUAGGAUGUUUGCAUCCUCAUGACCGUGACUUAAAUACACCAGGCCUACAUUGUAUUGCAUUAUUUGUUUUAAUUAAACUUUUCCUGGUUUGUUCUGGU
Molecule: messenger RNA, 1599 nt
Organism: Syngnathoides biaculeatus (alligator pipefish)
Lineage: Eukaryota; Metazoa; Chordata; Actinopteri; Syngnathiformes; Syngnathidae
Gene: chchd6a
Product: coiled-coil-helix-coiled-coil-helix domain containing 6a
Exons: 8
Coding region: 238-1050 (270 amino acids)
Biological process (GO): DNA damage response; cristae formation
Cellular component (GO): MICOS complex; mitochondrion
Source: RefSeq, a predicted model, not a curated record